AUGCCGGGCUUGGACGAGAACGACGACACAGUCCGCCUUCUCUUGGCCAUGGAAACGUCGCCUGCAUCGUCGCCAGCGUCGACGUGCGCCCAGCCUUCCACGUGGUCGGAAGAAAAGGUUGUCGACGACAUCACGGUGUUUCGCGGCGUCGUUCCUGGCUGCGACUGGAACGCAGUCAAAGCAACGGGGAUCGUACCGUGCGCCACAGCAUUCUUGGCGGCCAAGUUGAUCGACGAGGCGGAGAUGCCCCGCUUCGAUAAGAUGGUGGCCCGCGUGACGAUCCUCAACACAAACCACGCAAGCAACACCACGACCAGUGUCCGCCACGUCCAGCUCAAGCCCGUGCUCGUGACCAAAGCGCGGGAAUUCGUCGUGGAGACGACAACGAAUGCGCCUUCAGUCGUCGACGACUCGGCCACGAUUGCCAUUGCAUCCCGAUCGACCGCGUGGCCCGGCGUGCCGCCCACUGCUUCGUAUGUCCGCGGCAUCAACUUCAUUUCAGGAUAUAUCCUCCGUCCUGUCGUGGUCGUUGUGGCGGGCAAUGCGUCGUCCGUAGGGUGCCACGUCACUUUGAUCGCGCAUGUCGACCCUGGUGGGCUGCUGCCUGCGGUCGUGAUGAAUCUGCUCGCGGUCGACGCCCCAUGGAAGCUCCUUCGUCGAUUUCGAAAGCUCUAUGCCCACGACGCGAGUGUCCCCGACGUGGCAAGACAAACUCGCGCGCUGACGCGGGCCAUCGAGUCGACCGUGGCGCACACGUCGCGGUCGCGCAGCGCGCCGCCGCCGCCGCUUGACACUCAACCGCCAUGUUCAAGCGGCGCGGACCCCGGCACUCCACGUGGCCUUGAGCAAUUUGCGUGCGAAAGUGUCGCGAUUCUCUUGGCAAAAGCGUCGGACCAUUGCGUCGACACGACAUGGAGCCACGUCAAAGCGACGUCGACCGCGAUUGACGUGUUCCGCGGCGCCGUGCAAGGCUCCGACUGGACCGCGGUCAAAGCGACUGGCGUCGUUCGUUGUUCCGCAGCACGCUUGGCGUCGAAAUUGAUGGAUCCGACCGAAAUCGUUCGAUUCGACGACAUGACGGCGUCGUGCCGCGUGCUGAUGGCGUUGCCAAACUCGACGACGUCGGUGCGGCACAUCACGGCCAAGCCCGUCUUCCCCACGGCCGCCAGGGACUUUGUCGUGAUGUCCACGAUGGAGGUCAAACCCGACGACGUGGUUGUGAUUGCAACCCGGUCCAUGGACCACGCGACCGCCCCCGCGACGUCCAAUUUUGUCCGAGGCCACAUCAACAUUUCGGGCUACAUUCUGGACCCGGUCGACUUGGGUCCCGAACCAGCAUGCCACGUGACCAUGAUGGCCCACAUGGACCUUGGCGGCAUGCUGCCGGCCGUCGUGAUCAAUCUGUUGUCGGUGGAAGCGCCUGCGAAGCUACUGAACAAGGUCCGAGAGCUCUAUGGCACGACCGGGGCGACCGCAUCGCUGCCACGACGACGCCUCCUGCCUGACGUGACCGCAUGCCGAAACGAGUCCACCGAGGCGCGACCCGACCCCGGUCGAUCGCCCAACGGUGGCCAGGUGGACGGGUCGCCAAUUGCACGCGAUGCGCUGGACAACUACGCUGCGUUCGGCAACGCCAGCAUCGAGUUGCUCGUGGCCAAUGUCAGCGACGCGUCGACUAUUGCGUGGACCGAAGUCAAACUCCACGACGGCAUCGCCGUGUACCGCGGAGCCGUCCCGAAUUCCGACUGGAACGCUGUCAAGGCGACUUGUGUCGUGCAGUGCCCCGCUUGGUUUCUCGCCGGCAAGCUGCAAAAUCCAGCCGACAUGACAACGUUUGAUACGAUGACAGCGAGUUGCCACGUCCUGGCCGACUUUUCCGGCCGCGUGUCGGUGCGCCACGUCCAAGCCAAGCCAGUCUUCCCCACGACCGCUCGCGACUUUGUCGUGGUGACCGCUGUGCACGAGGUGGCAGGGUCGUCGUCUGCGUCGGACCACCAGGACCGCUUCGUGAUUGCAUCGCGAUCGACGACCCACCCGAAAGCGCCAGAGACCAAGCAGUUUGUUCGAGGAACGAACAAUAUCUCGGGGUAUGUCGUCGAUGGCGUCGACGGCGGCGCGUGCCGCGUGACUAUGAUGGCCCACAUGGACCUUGGCGGCAUGCUGCCAGCGGUCGUGAUCAAUGCACUCGCGGUCGAUGCCCCAUACAAGCUCCUGAAGCGAUUUCGAACACUGUAUGAGCUCGAGUCGUUUCCAAGACGGCCAUCCAUCCCGCCACAACCGGCAGCUCCUGCCACGUUGCUGAUGGAGUCGCAUCAACACCUUGGACCGGACGUCCUCGGCUCGACCCGCGUCCCCGACCGAACUUCGUACGACCCCAAGACCAGGACAUCGCGAUGCUACGUGUGCUCGAACACGAUGGCGACGUUCCUCCUGCGCCACAAUUGCCAGAUCUGUGGCCACGUCGUGUGUGGGUCGUGCUCGACGCACCGCAUCCAUACCAACUACUGGACGACUCUCCGGACGUGUGACACGUGCGUCGUCCACCUUCAACAGAAGCACGUCCCCGCGCUUCUUCCACCGCAGCCAUCCUCGACGGCCGCCAUAACCACACCUGCGUCAGCGCGUGCCAUCGAGCCCGCCCUCGCCAUCCAACCGUCCUCUAUGUUCUGCUACGCGUUCGACCAGUGGAAAUACGGCCGAAGACUCGCGUCCGCCGCGUGGGUCGCCGGCUGCCUCGUCCUCGUCCUCCCCGUCGUCCUUGGCGUGCUCUCCAACUCGGCCAUGGUCGACUUUGCUCAAGCGGUCAAGGUUUACUUUGACACUUAAUUCAGCUUAUUUAUCGGUAUCAAUCUUGUUUUUUU
Molecule: messenger RNA, 2861 nt
Organism: Aphanomyces invadans
Lineage: Eukaryota; Oomycota; Saprolegniomycetes; Saprolegniales; Verrucalvaceae
Exons: 1
Coding region: 1-2826 (941 amino acids)
Molecular function (GO): metal ion binding; lipid binding
Source: RefSeq, a predicted model, not a curated record